This is a messenger RNA of Populus trichocarpa (black cottonwood), 1564 nucleotides long. Its product is annotated as rust resistance kinase Lr10. The record is from RefSeq and is a predicted model, not a curated record. NCBI's taxonomy places the organism in Eukaryota, Viridiplantae, Streptophyta, Magnoliopsida, Malpighiales, Salicaceae. The transcript is spliced from 4 exons. Gene Ontology annotation, biological process: protein phosphorylation. The coding region runs from base 43 to 1488 and encodes 481 amino acids. Gene Ontology annotation, molecular function: ATP binding; protein kinase activity.
ACUUCUAUCAUCCUUCAAUUUUUCCCAAACUCUCUAAUAGAAAUGAGUGGAACUUCUUAUUCAUCAUCAUCAUCAUACCCAAAUGGUUUCGAUACAUUCUCGAAAGACGCAUCAAAUGAAGUGGAAACGUUUAAUUCCUCAAUGAGAUGGGCAAUAGCAUCCUCAAUUGUUUUAGGAUUGGUGUCAACGGUGGCACUUGUAGUUAUUAUAUAUGCCAUCAUCGACUGCUUGAAGAAAACAGGAAGUGCAAUUCCAGCUUAUGCCCGGAUUGCAAGCAAUGAGAUUGUUGGUAAAUCUACAAAAUCAGAAGGCCCAAAUCCUUCGUCUGAUCAGCAUGUGGAAAUAGCAGUGGAACCAGAAUUCCCAUUGAUUCGAGACUCACAGGUUGAAUUUGCAACAAUGGAGAGAUUCCUUAGUAACAUGGCAAGGGAGAAACCCAUCAGGUUUUCACCUCAGCAGAUUCAAGAAUUUACUAAUGGUUGCAGCACAAUAUUGGGUUCAGGUGCCUUUGGAGUGGUUUUUAAAGGAAACUUCCCAAAUGGAAUCCCAGUAGCCGUUAAAGCUCUCUCUAAUCAUUCAAAUAAGAAACUUGAAGAGCAGUUCAUGGCAGAAGUGGGCACCAUGGGAAGAACUUACCAUGUCAACCUGGUUAGACUCUAUGGCUUCUGCUUUGAUCCCUCUAUGAUGGCACUAGUUUACGAGUACAUGGAGAACGGAUCUCUCAACAGCGUACUCUUCAAUGAAACCCGGGAGAUAGAAUGGGAGAAACUGCAGGAGAUUGCAAUAGGAACUGCAAAAGGUUUAGCAUAUUUACACGAGGAGUGUCAACAAAGGAUAAUUCACUAUGAUAUAAAACCCGAAAACAUACUUCUUGAUGAAAAUCUGAAUCCCAAGGUCGCAGAUUUCGGACUAGCAAAGCUGUGUAAUAGAGAAAGGACUGAAGUAACACUGAGUGGUGGUAGAGGGACACUGGGAUAUUCUGCUCCAGAGGUAUGGCAUCGAACUUAUCCUAUUACUCACAAAUGCGAUGUUUACAGUUUUGGAAUCCUUCUUUUCGAGAUAGUUGCAAGAAGACGACAUUUUGAUGAAAGUCUUCGCGAGUCUUUCCAGUGGCUCCCAAGAUGGGUAUGGGAUAUGUACAGGAAUAGUGAACUGCCUAUCAUGCUGUCACUCUGUGGGAUUGAAGAGAAGGACAAGGAAAAGGCAGUGAGAAUGUCUACUGUGGCUCUGUUGUGCAUUCAGCAUUCACCAGAUGCUAGACCUCAAAUGAGUGAUGUGGUGAAAAUGUUGGAGGGAAACAUGGAAAUAAUGAUGCAGCCUGGAAAUCCAUUUGAGUAUCUUGAAUCAACUCGACCGAAUUACGCUCUGGAUACCGGAAGCAGUGGAGACAUGAGUACAUCUGUAUCAAGGACAAGCGCUUCCCAGCAAUCUCAUUGUAAACAUAACUUGCCUGGAACUUUAGAGAUUGAGUUAGCCAGCAAAUAUUAGCUCAGUAGAAAUUUUUAAAUGCUAAUUUUUUAUUUUUUUUCAUGUUUGAAGCAAAUAAAUGAUGAUAUUUUUUUGC